Molecule: messenger RNA, 1701 nt
Organism: Penaeus vannamei (Pacific white shrimp)
Lineage: Eukaryota; Metazoa; Arthropoda; Malacostraca; Decapoda; Penaeidae
Source: RefSeq, a predicted model, not a curated record
AUCCCGGAGAUCCUGCGCGGGAUGACCACCGGCAGCCUCCUCACCCUGCGCGGGACCAACACGGACAGUGGAAAGACCACCCGUGAGGCUGCCUUCGAGGGCAUCAGUCAAUUCCAAGUUGACAAUUCCAUUCUCCACGAUGAAAUAGCAGAGUGCCGAGUCACUAAAACUGAGGCUGAACUUGAGGUGCUGAGGUUUGCAUCUAGAGUGUCUGCUGCUGCCCAUAAAGCUGUGAUGCGUAAGAUCCGUCCUGGAAUGAAAGAAUACCAACUUGAAGCCAUCUUCCAACACCAUUCUUACUACCAUGGAGGUUGUCGUCACCAGGCCUACACAAACAUCUGUGGUUCUGGGUGCAAUGCUGCCGUGCUUCACUAUGGACAUGCUGGUGCUCCAAAUGCUAGGACUGUCGGCGAUGGAGACAUCUGCCUGUUUGACAUGGGUGCUGAAUAUUACUGCUAUACCAGUGAUAUUACUUGCUCUUUCCCUGCAAAUGGAAAAUUCACAGAAGAUCAGAAGGCUAUCUAUAAUGCAGUUCUUAGUGCCUCACGUGCUGUCAUGGCUGCUGUGCGUCCAGGAGUGUCUUGGGUAGAGAUGCAUCGUGUGUCAUACCGAGCAAUGCUAGAGAAGCUGAAGGAAGCAAACAUCGUGCAAGGAGAUAUUGAUGAAAUGAUGAAGGUCACUUUGGGUGCAGUGUUCCAGCCACAUGGUCUAGGACAUUUAUUGGGUCUUGAUGUCCAUGAUGUUGGUGGUUACCUUGAGGGUAACCCAGGUCGUCCUCAAGAAGCGGGCUUCCGCUCAUUGCGAACAGCCAGGAUUCUAGAGGAAAACAUGGUUCUGACCAUUGAACCUGGGUGCUACUUCAUUGACCAUCUGCUGGACCAGGCUCUUGCUAACCCAGAGCAAGCUCGUUUCUUGGUUCCUGAGGCCAUUGCCCGCUUCCGUGGAUUUGGCGGAGUGAGAAUUGAGGAUGACAUUGUUGUCACAGCCAAUGGCAUGGAAGACCUGACUGGAGGAAGCAUUCCAAGAACUGUGGAAGCUAUUGAGCAGCACAUGGCUGAAGGUCAAAGGGAGGAAGAAAUGUUUAUCCCUCAGCUCCAUGCCCAGGAAAAGUUGGGUCACUAAAAUCAAGUUCUUGCCAUACUUUAAAAGGGAAUAGUAGCUAAUCUUUCACCAAUGUAACUGCAUAAUAUUACCCAGAUUGUUACAGUACAAAUUAAAGUUUACAACAGUUUUUUCAAAGCAUUAGCACAAAAUUUGACAUUGCAUUGUGUAGGACCAUAUUUUCAUGAAGAUAUAUACUUUUGUACCAGAUGAAGUGGUUACUGCCAUAUUAGUUGUAAUACAUAGGUGAGAAAUAGCUUAAACGUGAUUUCACAUUUUAUCUUGAUUUGAUUUUUCCUGAUUUUAUGUCCAGUUAUUAGCCACAAACUAACUUGUUAAUGUCACAAAUAUGUGUUGGAUAUAUACUCAUGCAUAUAGGAUACUUUUUAACGUGGAAUUUGUUCAUGUAUCGGGUAAAAAAAAUAGUGUUGCUCUGCAAGUGAUUGCAAAUAAUUGACCCAAUAUAACUAUAUUUGGGGUGUCAUAAUAUGAAAAGUUACUGCAGAGAAAUGAGUUUACAUCAUUUUUGUUACAUGUUCACUUUUAUGUAUCUGGGAAAAGAAUAUAUAUAUAUGUUGGAAAUAAAGUUUUGGUGACUCA